UGUACACACAGCUACACAAAAUUGAUGGAGAAACUCAACAGGUCUGACAGCAUCUGUGGACAGGAAAAGAGAAUUAAUGUUUCAAGUCCAUCCUUCAUCAGGUAUGGAGGGUACAUUCCAAAAUUACAAAGCCGGCUAGGAGAGACCUAUGGCAAUGCUACUCUUGGACUCCUGUCAUAUGAACCUGGACAGCCCAAGGCACCACGUUUAACUCUGACUCAAACAAAAGCAUUGUACAAUCCCCAGGUGCCAAGGCAUCUGCUAAAUAGGACCUAUGGUCAUCCAGAAAUUACCACAUAUGCGGGGCAGGUGCAGAAUACAAACAUUAAAAACGGCUAUUUCUAUCCGAGAGAUGGCAAAUAUCAUUUUGCUCUGAAGAAUUAUGUAUACGACAACAAUCCUGAAGCAACAUCUGCCAUUCAGACUAUAGAAGAAUUGAAACAACGCGAAAUGAAGAAGUGUAACAGGAGUGACCUGAUUGCACCAAAUAUGUCAUCAAGGCCUAAAACUGCCUUUGCACCAGAUGAAAUUAAACCACCAGAUAGUUGUGCUUUCAUCCCCAUGGUUUAUGAACCAUCUAUUGAUCCCUGUCACCCAAGGAAAAUGGAUUUAUUCCAAACACCAGAUCAAAAACCAGUGGAGCAGCAUAGCAGGAUAAUUUAUAAACCCGAUUCUUCACUUCACCCAACCUAUAAUGGUUUUGUUCCAGGUCAGCAGUUUAAGAUCGGAAAGAACUGGGGACACAGUACUUUUAACGUUCUGGGCAUUGGUGAGGAGAAACCACAGCCACCGUGUCCCACUUGAUUUGGGAACGAGCCUUCUAGCUGGCUGAAUACAGGGCUGUACUGACUUCAGUUAGAACAUCAAUAAAUUUGAGAGUGUCGGCAGACAAUCUGAUUGCCCCAAAAUCAAACCAGUUGUUAAGUUGACUAUGUUUGCUGAAUGCCAUAAAAGUAAAGUUGGAAUUCAUUCUUUUACACAAUAAAUAG
Molecule: messenger RNA, 989 nt
Organism: Rhincodon typus (whale shark)
Lineage: Eukaryota; Metazoa; Chordata; Chondrichthyes; Orectolobiformes; Rhincodontidae
Exons: 5
Coding region: 25-804 (259 amino acids)
Source: RefSeq, a predicted model, not a curated record